Molecule: messenger RNA, 1051 nt
Organism: Beta vulgaris subsp. vulgaris (sugar beet)
Lineage: Eukaryota; Viridiplantae; Streptophyta; Magnoliopsida; Caryophyllales; Amaranthaceae
Product: probable carboxylesterase 9
Exons: 1
Coding region: 1-954 (317 amino acids)
Molecular function (GO): hydrolase activity
Source: RefSeq, a predicted model, not a curated record
AUGUCAAAAUUCAAUUCUUAUGAACACCUCAAGAUUUCUCUUAACAACGAUGGCACACUGAAUCGUCUUACUAAAAUGCCUAAAAUAUCAGCAAAUCCUAAUCCUGGUCAAGGAGAAUUUGUAGCAUCUAAGGAUGUGACAAUAAACAAUGAAACAAAAACAUGGAUUAGAAUUUAUUGUCCCACCAAAUUAGCUGCAAAUGAUGGAAAUGUGGCAAGACUCCCUAUUAUGAUCUAUUAUCAUAGUGGGGGUUGGAUUGAUCAUAGUGUAGCUGAUCUCUUCUACCAUGAAAGAUGCCUUCAAUUUGCACGAGAUCUUCCAGCUAUAGUUAUAUCCUUAGAAUAUCGAUUGGCCCCUGAACAUAGACUUCCUGCACAAUAUGAAGAUGCUAUGGAUACCAUUUUAUGGAUUCAACAACAAGCAUUAGAUCCCAAAGGUGAGCAAUGGCUCAAGGAUUAUGGAGAUUUUUCGCGGUGUUAUUUGGGAGGAAGGGGAAAUGGCGCGAACAUAGCCUAUAAUGCAUGCCUUAAGGCCAUCCAAGUUGAUCUAAAUCCAUUGACAAUCUCUGGGAUAAUUCUAAACCAACCCAUGUUAAGUGGAAAUCAAAGGACUAAAUCUGAGUUAAAGUAUGCAUGUGAUGAGUUAUAUCCCUUGCCAGUAUGGGAUUUAAUGUGGGAAUUGGCAUUACCUAAAGGAACAGAUAGAGAUCAUAGGUAUUGUAAUCCUAUGAAGGAUCCUAUGUUACAAAGUAAGAUAUGCAAAUUAGGAAGGUGUUUAGUUAUUGGAUAUAGCAUGGAUCCUAUGGUUGAUAGACAACAAGACUUUGUUUCUAUGUUGAUGGGUUGUGGUGCAAAAGUUGAGGCUCAUUUUGAUGUUGGAUUUCAUGGGGUUGAUUUGGUGGAUUCUAAACGAGGUUCUUACAAUUUACAGCUUAUUAAGGAUUUUGUUAAGUAAUAGUUUUCUUGUUUUUUGGCUAAACAGAGAUGAUAUUAUAGAUUUCUUAGUGUCAAUGACUCAGUGUCAUGUAGGCAUGAGAUGAAGUUGUUUAAUC